Molecule: messenger RNA, 1087 nt
Organism: Hibiscus syriacus
Lineage: Eukaryota; Viridiplantae; Streptophyta; Magnoliopsida; Malvales; Malvaceae
Product: metacaspase-1-like
Exons: 6
Coding region: 1-984 (327 amino acids)
Biological process (GO): proteolysis
Molecular function (GO): cysteine-type endopeptidase activity
Source: RefSeq, a predicted model, not a curated record
AUGCAAGCGACUGAAAAGUUCAUUGACCAUCUUGCAAACGUAUUAAAUGUUGGAGGACUCCUAUGUCAUCUUCUUCUAAUGGCAGUAAUCCUGUUGUGUAACCCCCUGCGACCGCAAUCGGCUCCCGCGCCAUUGUCGGUCCGUUACCCUAAAACUUGCGCUUUGGAUAAAGUUGGGGGAUUGGGUGACAAACGUGCUGUGCUUUGCGGUGUGAGCUACAAGAAGUGGAAGUAUAAGCUCAAAGGGACCAUAAACGAUGUGUUCAACAUGAAAGAUUUGUUGAUUGAAAAGUAUAAAUAUAAGGAGGAAAACAUGCUACUUCUCACAGAGGAACAACCAGCACCCCGACUUAUACCAACAAAGGCAAACAUCGAGAACUGCUUGAAAUGGUUAGUUAAGGACUGCAAGUCAGGUGAUUCGCUGGUUUUCUACUACUCCGGGCAUGGGUUACGGCAACCCGAUUUUGAAAAUGAUGAGAUUGAUGGGUUCGACGAGACGAUCUGCCCGGUUGAUUUUCUGAAAGAAGGUAUGAUCCUCGACAAUGACAUCUAUGCCACCAUUGUUAAUUCGCUGACUGAUGGGGUCACGCUUCAUGCCAUUGUUGAUGCUUGUCAUAGUGGAACUAUUCUUGAUCUGGAGCAAGUCUAUGAUAAAAAAAGAAAGCGAUGGAGAGAUAACAAGCCCCCAUCGGGGGUGAGGAAACAAACAAUGGGUGGAAAAGCUUAUUGUAUCAGUGCUUGUGAAGAUGACCAGGUUGCUGCUGACACAACUGUAUUUAGUUCGAAGCAAAUGAGUGGUGCGUUGACAUUCAUUUUAAUAGAAUUUGUAAGAAGAAACCCAGAUAUAACAUACGGUGCAUUACUUGACAAGAUGCAAGAGAAAAUCGAUCAAGCUAACCAGCAAGGUUGCGCCGGUGGUUCUGGAUUUUUAAGCACAAUUUGUGGUCCCAAUCUCACACAGUUGGGGGAGUACUUCAGAUGGUGAGAGUAAAGGGUUUUGUUCUUAUAGAGAAACCAUCAUGUUGAAACAUGUCGUGGGAAUGCUUGGUUGGUGGGAUGAGAUUGAUAAAUCCGAGGAGUGGCAGAGA